Molecule: messenger RNA, 1197 nt
Organism: Dentiscutata erythropus
Lineage: Eukaryota; Fungi; Glomeromycota; Glomeromycetes; Diversisporales; Gigasporaceae
Source: the annotation of a GenBank genome assembly
AUGGCAAGCAUCAAAGUUUUACAUGGUUCGAUCGCUCGCCGUUUCACGGUUCCAAAUGACACAACUUGGUCGUCCUUUGAAUCCCAGAUUCGUUCACUCUUCUACAUCCCUUCUCAAACCCCUAUUUCCCUUUCAUAUACUGAUGAAGAUGGUGAUAUCAUCACCUUAUCGAGUGAUUUGGAGCUUCAAGAAAUACUUUCUGACCAAGAAUUGUUUGGUUCAUCCGUGAAAUUCGUUCUGUCAACUCCUGAUGAACUUGAUCAUAACGAAAAAAAUAGUUGGGUAUUAGAAGGAAGUACUUCGCAAAUAAAGGAUGAAGAAUUUUCUAAAUCUAUAAAAGAUAAUGAUGUGAUUAGCUUUAGUUCUUCCGAUGAGGAAGAUGGCUUAGAAACUUCACACGAAUCACAAGAACAAAGUUCAAAUGAAUCUCAACAACAACCAUUUGUAUUUACUGAAUCUUCUGAAUUUCAAAAGAAUUCAAAUUAUAAACAUGUAACAGUUACUGAUGAAGAAACUGAAGAACCAACUUUUAAACCAACUAUCGAAGAAAAAUCCAAAGAAUUGCCUGAAAAAGAAGAAAAACAACCUGAAUCAGAUCAAUCAACUGAUAAUAACAAUGAAGAAAAUAUAUUUUGGAUUUAUAAUAAGUAUCCUCAUAGUGAUGUACUAUUCAAUGAUUAUUCUCCUUAUUAUGAUUAUUAUAGUUCAUAUUGUCGUUAUUCACCAUUUAGACAUUCAAGGAUUCAUCGCCCAUUCGGUGCACGUAGACAUUGUCCAAUAUCAGUAGCAUUUUACAAAUUUAUAAAAUUCGUAUUAGUAAUGUCUCUGAUAACUACAAUUGCAAAAUCAUUAUUUUUUAUGAUUUGUCCAUUAUUAAAAAUUUUGUUUUUAGUUUUCGCUUUAAAAUAUUUAAAAAAUUCUUGUCAUAACCAUGAUGAUGACGAAGAAAAAUUUGGUUCAUGGAAUGGGUUUGGGUUUAGACGUCGAUUUGGUAGAUGUCAUAAUAGACGAUUUAACAGAAAUAAUCAAUGUUGUCAAAGAAGGGAAUCCUGUAAUGGAAAUAUUAGUGAAGAAGUUGUUGCUGAAAAGGUAAAGACUUUAAGAGAUAUGGGAUUUGAAGGUGAAAAUUUUGAGGAGUUGGUAAGGUUGUAUAACGGCAAUAUUGACUUUGCUGUUGAAGCAUUAUUACAACAAUAA